Molecule: messenger RNA, 969 nt
Organism: Peromyscus leucopus (white-footed mouse)
Lineage: Eukaryota; Metazoa; Chordata; Mammalia; Rodentia; Cricetidae
Gene: Spaca5
Product: sperm acrosome associated 5
Exons: 4
Coding region: 404-886 (160 amino acids)
Biological process (GO): fusion of sperm to egg plasma membrane involved in single fertilization
Cellular component (GO): acrosomal vesicle; sperm flagellum
Molecular function (GO): lysozyme activity
Source: RefSeq, a predicted model, not a curated record
GUAAAUUAGAAUUAGCAAGCCUAGGACAAGGUAGGACAGUAUUAAAGAAUGUAGAGAAAUGUGGUCCUACUGUGAGGACAAGUAUCCAAGUUCUGUAUAUCUUUUGUGUAUACCCAAUCCUUCUCUUCCUGUGUCUUUCUGAUAUUUCUGAGUUUCUCCCUGUCUUCAUCUCCCUUCAUUUUUGUGUAUAUGUUAAUGUUUUUCUUUCUCUUGUAUCUCCCGGUCUCUAACAGAGUUUACAUUAGGGAAAGUGGUACAGUCCCCAGCCCUCUAGCUUCUGUGUUCCAGAAUCUAUAGUUCAGACUGGUGCUCACAGAGCCCAGAGUUCCAGAAUGUCCCUACUUUUUGAUCAUCACAGGAUGAGUCUGAGGCAAGGAAUCAGAUAGAACGGCUUUUGGGUGUCAUGCAGGCCUGGAGCACUGUUGUAGUGACCCUGGCCACCCUGAUGGUCGCCACUGUGGAUGCCAAGAUUUAUGAACGUUGUGAGCUGGCAAGAAAGCUGGAGAAGGCUGGCCUCAAUGGCUUCAGAGGCUACACUGUGGGAGACUGGCUGUGCGUGGCACACUAUGAAAGUGGCUUUGAUACCUCCUUUGUGGACCGCAAUCCAGAUGGCAGCAGUGAAUAUGGCAUUUUCCAGCUGAACUCUGCCUGGUGGUGUAACAAUGGUGUCACAUCCACCCAGAACCUCUGUCACAUGAAUUGUAAUGACCUGCUCAACAACCAUAUCAUUGAUGACAUCGCAUGUGCCAAGCAUGUUGUAUCCUUACAUAAGAGUAUGAAUGCCUGGGAUUCUUGGAGCCGGCACUGUGCUGGUCAUGAUUUAUCUGAAUGGCUCAAGGGGUGUGAUGUGCAUCUGAAAACUGACUCAAGCAAUACUGAGUGGUGACUCAGAUUUCAUAAGUAUAGAGAUUCCAUUUUUUCUUUUGUGGGUUUAAUAAAAAAUGGCAUCUAUAACUAAUGCAAGAUCUA